Messenger RNA from Achroia grisella, 3703 nucleotides. RefSeq names its product centromere protein J (gene Sas-4). Gene Ontology annotation, molecular function: tubulin binding. The record is from RefSeq and is a predicted model, not a curated record. The transcript is spliced from 4 exons. Bases 98 to 3490 code for a protein of 1130 amino acids. Gene Ontology annotation, cellular component: nucleus; centrosome; centriole. Gene Ontology annotation, biological process: cilium assembly; centriole elongation. NCBI's taxonomy places the organism in Eukaryota, Metazoa, Arthropoda, Insecta, Lepidoptera, Pyralidae.
UUCAAAACUUUUGAUAUCGUUUAAUUUAUUUCAUUAGCUAAUGUAUAUUAUAUGUAAAUUUAAAUGAAUUGUGUUAUUUUGUAAUACUUUGAGUACAAUGGAUAAAUCUUACUCAGAAAAUGAUGUUUCUUUAUCGCCUUCACAAAUUUUGGAACGCCUGCGAGUUCUAAGGCAAUUGCAGUUGUUGCAAAGAGAAAAGUUAGAAAAACAACAAUCAGAAUAUCAAGACACAAAUGAAAAUUCUUCAAGCAUCACAGAAAUGGUUAGUCAUUUCAGCAAUAGUACUAGUUACAAUACAUUUCACGGAUUAUUGCAAUUAUCGCAUGAUGUUUCGCACGACGCUGGCCCGCGUAAUGAUUUGACACCCAAUGUAAAAGAAUGUGAUCUCUUAGAAGGAGUUUCGAUAUUAAAUUUAUCACGAGAAUCUGAAUUUAUAGUUAGCUCACCAAAUUCUAUAAUAAGUAAACGAAGUUCCAUGAAAGAAAAUGAGACGAUUACAACUGAUAGCUUAAAAACUAUAGAAUCAUCUAAAAAACAAAUAUCACUGGAUGAAAUGCCUGUACUAGCCCCUAAGAAGGGGUUUGAACAAUUGGUUUUGGAAAAAUUGCAAAAGGAAAAUACAAUACCUAAAGUAAAGAAUACAGUAAGGGAUAAGUUAUUAACAGUACAGCCAAAGCCAUUUCUUAAAAGAGGUGAAGGCAUGGCGAGAUUUGGCUUAGAUAGGACGGAUUUAAAAAUACAAAAUACCAAAUCAUUACCCUGGCGUAAAAAAGAAUUGCCAGUACAAAUUGUAGUUAGUGAAUUAGACUCUAUUUCACUUAACUUUAAUAAAAAGCAGGAAGUACUAAAUGUGCAAAUUGAUCCAGGAAAGAUAACACCUACUUGUGUCAAACCUAAUGAGGUAAAUAAUAAGCAAAUAUUAGAAACAUUUUCAGUGUUAUCACAUCAUAAUAAUAGUAAUAAGAACCCUAAAAUAAUAGUAGAACAAAUUAAUAGACAAAAAUUUGUUAAAUGUAAUGAUAAUUCACUACACCUUAAAAGCAAACAUCCAUUACAAACUAAUAAAGUACAAACAUGGGGUUCUGUGUUUUCUAAAGAACAAAAUGAUUUUCUUAUGCAGUUAAAAAAAAGUAAUUACUAUAAAAACUUUUCUUCACCUGCUAAAAGUACUGUUUCUGAUAUUAGCUGUGAAGAAAGUGAAUUAAAACAAGAAAAAGAGAAAGCUGAACAAAAUCUGUUUGAAUUACUGGAAAAUAAGGUAUCUCAUGAAAGUUUUAAUUUAGAAAAUUCUUUUUUCAAUAGAUUUCUAAGGAAACACAAUCUUGAAUGUUCUGGAGAGAGCACACCAUUAAUUAUGCAAAAAUGUCUAGUAAAUAAUCCGGACUUAUUGCAUAUUUCAUCACAUCUAAGUUGUGAAAGGAAUAUUGGUCAAAACAGUGAAACAUGUAACAGUGAAUAUACUGAAUGCACUAGUGACGCCUGUUCCUCAGUCUCUAGCUGCUGUUCAUGCAGGACUAUUGAACCAUUAAAUGAGGAUUCUGUAAUUAAUAAAGAAAAAAAUAAAAGUGAAAUAAACACUGUAAACACAAAGAAGGUUGAAAAAGUAAUUAAAGAAAGACAUCAAGAUGACACUGACAUAAUGAAAGCUAAUAUGGUAGAAAUGAAUGCAAAAUUAAUUGCCACCAGUGAUCUUUUGAAGGAUAGACUACAUGAACUUGAAGAUGAAAUAGAAACAUUUAGAAAAGAAAAUGCAAAUUUAUCAAAAAUGCGAGAAGAAAUUGAUACAGAAAAGCAAAAAUUUUAUGAAGAAAAAAUAUCAUUUGAACAAAAAUUCAAUGAAGAAAAGAUCUUGUCCGAGUAUUAUAUAGCGGAAGAAAAAGAAAAACUCAACAAACAAAAGCUAAUGUAUGAGAGGUAUGUUAGGGAAAUAAGAGGAAAACUAAAUAAGAAAGAAAAAGAUGAAGUACAAAAUCUAAGGAAAGAGAUACAUGAUCUCAAAGAAGAGAUUAGAAUAAAAGAUGCAAAGUCUACUUCAACUAUAGCAAGGCUUCGGAAUCAAAUUAAAAUUGUAGAUAAAGAAAAUAAAGAAUUACUGGCUCAAGUAGAGAAAUUGAAAAAGGAAAAUAAACGCAUACAACACAGUAAUGAAGUAACUAGAAGAUUAACAAAUAUUAAAUAUCUUGAGCAAAUCAAUAAGAAGCUUUCGCAUAUGACCUCAAAAACAACCCAAUCUGAAGUAGAAGUGGAUAAGAGCAUGAAAUAUAAAUCUUUUGAAAUAGAAAGACAAAGUAGAAGUAGAAGAAUUCAACCCUCUACAAACAUAAAUGUUAGACCUAGAGCAAAAAGUGUACCUAAUCUAAAUGUUACAUCUAGAUAUGCUAAAUAUUUCAGUCAAAGAGAUGCCAUCAGUCAAAUGGAUAAAAAACACAUCUUAAAUGUGGAACAUAUUGAGUACAGCUCAGAUAAUGAAGAUGUAGAGUAUACCCAUAAUGAGCCAGUUUCUUUAGAUGAAUCAGGUUCUAUUACAGAUAAACAACUUGAUGACAGUGGGGAUGAAAAUAAUUUAGAAAAAAUAUAUUUGGAAACAUUUCGAACUAUAUCACCUAAAAGCAACAGAUCUAGUUUGGAUAAUCCUAGAAGUGACAGUGAUAAUAGGGAACAAAACUCUAAUUUUUCAAAUAGAAAAUUAUGUAAGUCUCCUAUUAUGAAUACUAGUAUAUUGAAUUGGCAGAAGAAUUCAAUACCACCUAAUAAAAUGUCCCAUGAUAAUAUCCAAAACAGAUCAAAAUCACCACCUUCCUGUUUUAGUAAUUCUUCAUCACAUAGUUUAAAAUCUGCAACAGUUAUCACUACAAAUCACAAUCAAAAAGAAAUAACACUAAGCCCUGAAUCAUCUAGAAGUAAAAAAAGCGUAACAAAAACAAAGUUGACCCCAACCGAAAUAAAAAAACCAGAUGGAUCUAGAGAACUUCGUUUUCCAAAUGGGAACAUUAAAUAUAUAUCACAUGAUGGAUGUUAUAGCAAGUUUGUUUAUUACAAUGGUGACAUAAAAGAAAAUUUCUAUAAAGAGGGUAGGAUUAAGUAUUUCUAUGCUGAAACAAAAACAUUUCAUACAACACAUAGUGAUGGAUUAGAAGUACUAGAAUUUUCAGAUGGUCAAGUAGAAAAGCGAUAUAAAGAUGGAUCGUCGGAGAUACGUUUGCCAAAUGGCAGCAUACGGUAUUUUGAUCCUAAGAAUGAGCAUGUCAGAGAAGAAUGGAGGUUUCCGGAUGGUGCGGCGCUGACCGUGGCCGCUAAUGGAGAGCAACGCAUUGUAUUCGGCAAUGGUCAGAUCGAGGUACACACUAAUGAUCAUAAGCGUCGUGAGUUCCCAGAUGGCACAGUGAAACUUGUAUACAAUGAUGGUACCUCAGAAACACGAUAUGCAUCAGGGCGUAUAAGAAUUAAAGACAAACAUGGGAACCUCAUAAUGGAUUCAGCGCCUGGAUGAAAAUAUUAGUAUUGUACAUUAGUUAAAUAAUUAGUGAAAUUCAUUAUGUGAUGUAAUGUGCCUUACUCACUGUUACGAACUGCAUAUAUAAAUAAUAUUUAUGUAUAAAUUAGUAUGAUUGUUGUAUUUUUGAUUAUUUUUGCAGUAUUUUAAUAAUUUAUACAGUGAAUUUUCACUAAGUUUUAAUGUUAAAAUUAAAUUUGAUAAGGACAG